AUGAGCCAAUCAGGUUGUGUGUCUAUGUGUCCCUACUCCUGUUUCGCCUGUCCCACCAUCAUCACCCACCCCCAGCAGUGUCCCCUCCCUGUCCCACCCCACCCCCAGCACAGUGUCCCCUCCCUGUCCCACCCCACCCCCAGCAGUGUCCCCUCCCUGUCCCACCCCACCCCCCCAGCAGUGUCCCCAGAAUCCCCUGUCCCACCCCACCACCCCAGCAGUGUCCUCUCACUGUCCCACUCCAGGCCCCAGGCAGUGUCCCCUCCCUGUCCCUCUCCAGGCCCCCAGCAGUGUCCUCUCACUGUCUCAGUCCAGGCCCCCAGCAGUGUCCUCUCACUGUCUCACUCCAAGCCCCCAGCAGUGUCUCCUCCUUGUCCCACCCCAGGCCCCCAGCAGUGUCCUCUCACUGUCCCACUCCAGGCCCACAGACAGCAGUGUCCCUCCUUGUCCCACACCUGGCCCACAAACAGCAGUGUCCCUCCCUGUCCCACCCCAGGCCCCCAGCAGUGUCCUCUCACUCUCCUCAGGCCCACAGACUGCAGUGUCCUCUCACUGUCCCACCCCAGGUCCACAGACAGUGUCCCUCCUUGUCCAACCCCAGGCCCCCAGAAGUGUCCUCUCACUGUCCCACCCCAGGCCCACAGACAGCAGUGUCCCCUCCCUGUCCCACCCCACCCCCCCAGCAGUGUCCCCUCCCUGUCCCACCCCACCCCCCAGCAGUGUCCCCUCCCUGUCCCACCCACCCCCCAGCAGUGUCCCCUCCCUGUCCCACCCCACCCCCAGCAGUGUCCUCUCACUGUCCCACUCCAGGCCCCCAGCAGUGUCCCCUCCCUGUCCCUCUCAGGCCCCCAGCAGUGUCCUCUCACUGUCUCACUCCAGGCCCCCAGCAGUGUCCUCUCACUGUCUCACUCCAAGCCCCCAGCAGUGUCUCCUCCUUGUCCCACCCCAGGCCCCCAGCAGUGUCCUCUCACUGUCCCACUCCAGGCCCACAGACAGCAGUGUCCCCUCCUUGUCCCACCCCUGGCCCACAAACAGCAGUGUCCCCUCCCUGUCCCACCCCAGGCCCCCAGCAGUGUCCUCUCACUCUCCCACACCAGGCCCACAGACAGCAGUGUCCUCUCACUGUCCCACCCCAGGCCCACAGACAGCAGUGUCCCCUCCUUGUCCAACCCCAGGCCCCCAGAAGUGUCCUCUCACUGUCCCACCCCAGGCCCACAGACAGCAGUGUCCCUUCCUUGUCCAACCACAGAACCCCUGCAGUGUCCUCUCACUGUCCCACCCCAGGCCCACAGACAGCAGUGUCCCCUCCUUGUCCCACCCCAGAACCCCAGCAGUGUCCUCUCACUGUCCCACCCCAGGCCCACAGACAGCAGUGUCCCCUCCUUGUCCCACCCCAGAACCCCAGCAGUGUCCUCUCACUGUCCCACCCCAGGCCCACAGACAGCAGUGUCCCCUCCUUGUCCCACCCCAGAACCCCUGCAGUGUCCCCUCCCUGUUUCUGAAACAUCACAGCACAGUUGA
Oncorhynchus nerka (sockeye salmon) is the source of this 1521-nucleotide messenger RNA. RefSeq lists its product as uncharacterized. The record is from RefSeq and is a predicted model, not a curated record. The transcript has 2 exons. Bases 1 to 1521 code for a protein of 506 amino acids. NCBI's taxonomy places the organism in Eukaryota, Metazoa, Chordata, Actinopteri, Salmoniformes, Salmonidae.